Messenger RNA from Striga hermonthica, 984 nucleotides. Lineage: Eukaryota; Viridiplantae; Streptophyta; Magnoliopsida; Lamiales; Orobanchaceae. The record is from the annotation of a GenBank genome assembly.
AUGGAAGAAUCAAUGGCGUUCUGUGACCAAAUCCCCCAACCCUUUAAUUCAAUACCGGAGAACCAUCUCAACAAGAAGAAAAAAAAGAGAUCUUCGGAGCUUACAAUCGAAGGCUACCAAAUCGAAGGCCUGUCAAUCGCCGGGCACGAGACCUGCGUGAUUGUCCCCUCUCUCAAUCUCACCUUCGACAUCGGCAAGUGCUCUCAACGUGUUGUCUCCCAGCAGUUCCUCUUCAUCUCCCACGGCCACAUGGACCACAUCGGAGGAUUGCCCAUGUAUGUUGCUACACGGGACUUGUACAAUAUGGCGCCCCCAACGAUUUUUGUGCCGAAAGCAGUGAAGGGAAGCGUGGAAAAGAUUUUCGAAGCUCACAGAGCUAUGGAUCAUCAGCUUAAGCAUACUCUCGUGGGUUUGGAUGUGGGUGAAGAGUUUGAUUUGAAGAAAGACCUUAGAGUGAGGGCAUUCAAGACAUAUCACGUUGUUCCAAGCCAGGGAUAUAUAAUUUAUUCAGUGAGACAAAAACUGAAGCAGGAGAAUUUCGGGCUACCUGGAGCUGAGAUAAAAAGCCUGAGACUCUCGGGUGUGGAGGUACAUCUCAAUGUUCCGUAUACAUACACAUCCCCUGAAAUUGCAUUUACGGGAGACACUAUGUCGGACUUCAUUAUUGAUCUGGAUAAUGUUGAUGCAUUGAGGGCCAAGAUUCUCAUCAUAGAGAGUACCUUUGUUGAGAGUUCAAGCAAAGUGGAGGGUGCAAGGGAGUAUGGACAUACUCAUUUGUCUGAGAUUAUCGGUUAUGCUGAUAAGUUCCAGAACAAAGCAAUUAUCCUAAUCCAUUUUUCAGCCCGCUAUCAAUUAGACGUAAUUGAAAAUGUUGUUUCUGCAUUGCCUCCUCCAUUGGCCGGACGAGUUUUCGCCCUUACAAAAGGGCAUAUAUGCGUGGCUAUUUUCACGGCUAAUUGUGGCCUUCUGGCCUCCAAGGAGUAG